AUGACUAGACGGCGGGUGCAUGUGAAAAGAAAUGACGGCGACAAACUACGUGUCGUGUGUAAAGGGCAAGACUGUGAGUGGUAUGUGUUCUUGAGGAAGCUCGAGACAAACAAUGGAGCGGAUUAUGUACUGAAUAUGCAACGGGAUCACGCGCACACAUGCUACCAAGUGCUGGAUCAGAAAUGGCUCACUGCAAAGUGGCUAGGUGAGCGUUACAUGGAAAAGAUCAAAGACAACCCUCACAUUCCACUAGCAGCUAUACGGCAGUGUGUCGAUGAAGAUUUUGGGCUAAAGAUCGGUAGGAUGAAGGCAUAUCGGGCCAGAGAGCACGCACUGGAUGGCAUAUUCGGCUCUGCGGCAACCCAGUACAGGAACCUGUUCUACUACAAAGCCGAAUUGGAAUGGACACACCCUGAGUCCAGUGUACAUAUACAUUAUGAAAAUACGAGGGAUACUGGUGCCGUAGGCCCGAGAUUACUGAGGUUCUACUGUUGCCUUGGACCAUUGAAAAAGGGGUGGACGCGGUUAUGUCGACCAAUUAUCUUCUUGGACGCGUGUUUCUUGCGAGGAUUGUACAAAGGGCAGCUAAUGACAGCAAUGAGAAUUGAUCCCAACAAUGGCUGGUGGCCGAUUAUUGCCUGGGCUGUGACUGAAGCGGAGAGCUAUGUCCAGUGGAAGUGGUUUUUGGAGUACUUGUCCGACGACUUCGAUUUGCACGUUAAUGGCCCACGAUAUGUCUUUAUGUCUGACUAA
This is a messenger RNA of Salvia hispanica, 753 nucleotides long. The record is from RefSeq and is a predicted model, not a curated record. Lineage: Eukaryota; Viridiplantae; Streptophyta; Magnoliopsida; Lamiales; Lamiaceae.